AUGGUACUCAACGAUAGUGGUUACAAGGAACAGGUGCUACCAGCACCUGAGCUCCAGAGCCCGGAAGCAGAUGACUUCGCAUUCUGGGACGAUUAUUGCAGGAGCUAUAUAGAUCCACUGCUGGACGCUGCUCACUAUUCCGAUGAAGACCGCGAAUCGCAUCGAGCAUUCAUCCGCGAAUAUGUCAUUCCUGCCAUAGGGCCUCGCCCUCGACCUUCGGUCGCAAAGCCUCGAAUGGCAAUUGCACCCCACGGCUGCCCCAGCGAUCCCAGCAUUAAUUUCACUGCCAAGAAAGCCCUGGCUCGAUUCGGAUUUGCAGUCAACGGACCUCAAUCAUUUACCGCGGAGGACCCUCUCGGCGUGGAGACGUCAUAUGCGGCUCUCGCUAAGUUUGCACGGGACACAGACUCCUGCGUGGACUUGCGUUGGUUGGAUUGUCUCAUGGCCUUGUACCCGAGCCCCGAUUCCAUACAUGUCACGGCAGACUCUUCUUUAUACAAGAAUUACAGCAGGCGGGUCGCAUUCGCGGCGGCGGUUGAUUUCGAUGGGUCCCGACGGAAUGUGAAAGCUUAUGUGAGCCCUUUCAUCAAACAUGCCAUGACGGGCAUUUCAGAGAACGAAAUUGUGUUUGAUGCGAUCAAAAGUCUGCAACCCGGAGGCCCUGCUCUACGACCAGCCAUAAAGAUCUUGGAGGACUAUUUGUCAACUCGCACGGAAAAGUUCUAUCUCGGCAACCAGUUCAUCGGGAUUGACUGUACAGAUCCCAGCAAAGCUCGGGUCAAACUCUACAUGGCGACAAAUACUGCCCGAUUUGAUUUUAUCCAAGCCGCAAUGACCCUGAGUGGGCGGCUCAACGACGAAUACACUACGCAAGGCAUGAAUAUAUUGAGAGAUAUCUGGCAUCUUCUCCUCGACGAGCCCGAGGGCAUCAGUGAUGAUUUCAACAAGCCCCGAAAUAAACUUGCGAAUGCGCUCCCUGGCGUGUUUGUGUCUUAUGAAAUCAGAGCAGGCGUAGAACUACCCGAUAUCAAAGUCUAUGUGCCAAUGUGGCUAUACCACAGAAGCGAUGAGGCCGUAGCAGGAAACCUAGACCAAAUCUUCACAAGGCUUCGUGACCGGAAGGUGCUAGGAAAAUGGGCUUGGGACAGUGGAAUCGGAGAAAGAUAUCAAGACUUUUUCAAGAAGACGUUGUGA
Messenger RNA from Diaporthe amygdali, 1194 nucleotides. Its product is annotated as romatic prenyl transferase. Bases 1 to 1194 code for a protein of 397 amino acids. Gene Ontology annotation, biological process: alkaloid metabolic process. The transcript has a single exon. NCBI's taxonomy places the organism in Eukaryota, Fungi, Ascomycota, Sordariomycetes, Diaporthales, Diaporthaceae. The record is from RefSeq and is a predicted model, not a curated record. Gene Ontology annotation, molecular function: transferase activity, transferring alkyl or aryl (other than methyl) groups.